UUUACGGAAAUUGACGGAGUUUUCCGAUGUCGGUUGCCGUAGCGAUGUUUACAAAAUGGCGACCCUCCCUGGAAUAAAAUAUGAUGACGGUUUACCUGCAAUCUCAGCUAACUGCUUCCCUGUCAGAACAUUUUUGAGACACGAUGUGACAGAGGAAGCUGAUGGGGCAUGGCUUGUUGCCCAGAGAGCGGAGCAGCGAAAGAGAUUUAAAGCCAUUCUCUGCACAAAGCCAAAAACAUAUGCACGUAUUAAAGAAGAAAGACGGAGAGCUGAGCAGCAAGGAACAACCAUAAGUGAGCAACUUCAAGCUGCAGAUGAUCAUGAAGAAGAGGAAAAAGAUGUUCCUAUGCUAGAUGGUUUCUUUUUAAUGCGCCAUUGCUGUGUGGAUGACCCAUCAGAUCUUUGUUCUGUAAAUAUUUCUGGGAAAGAAAUGACCGAUGUAAAGGAGGAAGAUUUAGCCUUAUUUGAUAAUGUGGCUUACGUAAAUGCUAGUGAGAACUACCUACCAUUGGAGGCAUUUAGAGGUUUUCCAAUAUUAAGAGAACUUGAGAUGCCCCUGAAUGCAUUGAGGAGUAUCAGACCUAACAUUGGUGAUUACCCAUUACUUGAGGUGCUUGACGUCUCUUACAACAAUUUAUCACAAGAUGAUAUUCUUACCCUGGGACUACUUUCUAACCUCAAAGUGCUUCACCUCACUGGCAAUGGACUGGUUUCCCUGCCACCUAACAUGGCAAUGCCUCAUUUUGAUGAAAAAACUAAGACAGAGCAUUUGAGGUUUUCCAAGUUGGAAAUUUUACUGCUGGAUGAUAAUAGAUUAGAGGAUGUGUCUGUCUUUGCUGCUCUUGCUGGAUUGUCAAGUCUAAAGCACUUAAAUCUAGAGAAAAAUGAAUUAUACUAUGUCCCAAUGUUGAAAUCCAUAGAAGGAAAAUUGGUUCAAAAUGAGAGCGAGAAGGAUGCGAGGAAAUUACGAAGAUCAGCUGAGAAAGAAGGCAGGAGAUCUGCCCGAGGAACACGAUCCAAGGACCCUACUCCAAGACAUCCGGUUGAGAAGAAAGAAAGGGAGGGAACUACUGAUGCUCCACUACCUACACCAGUACCCACCGGGGAAGAUUCACAGAAAGGGUCGGGGAAAAUGGAAGGGGAUUCUUCUGUUCAACCAGAUUUAUUAAAGGAGGAUUUUACAGAUUUGUCACGUCAGAUUACUGACAUUGAUUUAGAGAAGGAGAUAACUCUACCAGUCACAGAUGAAGGCAAUAGACCUCUUGGGGAUGGUUCUGGAUUACCUCCCUUUCCAGACUUGAGGGCUCUCAAUCUUGCCUAUAACAAGAUAGAGGAUGAGGAGGCUCUUCUAGCUGUUGCUGCAUGGCCGAUGUUAGUGGAACUGAUAAUACAUAAUAAUCCUCUAACAACAGAAAAUAGUGGAGAUCCUCCCCUGUUACAACGAUUCCUCGGUGAAAGAUUAGGCAUUAGAAUUAAAAGGAAAAAGGAGGCAGAUGUUGUGAAACCCCCAGUAGAGGUCAAGAUGAAGAAAUCCAGACAUGUUACAACUGUGGUACCAAAAAUCCCAAAAAUGAAUGUUGAUGACUUACUUAUGUUGGAGGCCCCUAAACCUCCACCAGCCCCCAAACCAGAAAGGACCAGAACCCACAGUAACCUUGACCCUCAGAAACCACUUCCUGCCAUUCCAGCUUCGCCAGUAGAUGGUCAAGGUCAAAGGUCACAGAGAGAAACAGGAGGUGAUGAGAGUUCAAGGCCUGUAGAUGAAAGUCAAGGUCAGGAACAACAAGAUAAUGAUGCCUUCUUUAUGACACAGGUUGAUGAUCAAGAAGAAGAGUGGAAGAAAGCCAAGAAAGAAUCAAAGGUCAGGAAACGAAAGCAGAAGGAGAAAAUGGCAGAUGAUAAAUAUAAAGGAUAUGAAAUACUUCUUGAUGCUGAGGAUGACACUAACUACUCCCCACCAAAAGAUAUGCAUGGUACUAUAAAGGCCCUGAAGUAUGCUCUGGGACAUGAACUUGUGUACAGAGAUCCUGCAGUUAGACUAGACCGGAUCAGUAAACCGGUAGAGCCAUACCGGAAGAGGAAAAACCAGUUCCUUGGAGGGCAAUUGCCCCCAGAACCUUUAGAAUUUUGCCUACAAUUAAAGUCAAACCUGGAAGCUACACCCAUGAAAAUAAGAAUGAAUUUGAACUGUCAUAGGAUUAGAGUAUUGACGGAAUACUUAAAGGGGGCUCCACGUGUUUCACAAGGGCAAAAGAAGGAGGAAAUGUUGGCAGAAAUGAGGGAUAGAGUUACAACAGAAGAGGCUGAACUUCAGGAUGUUCUACAGGGAGGAAAUAAGGACCUGAGAAAACGGUUCCCAGAUUCUGAUAGACUACUGUCAGAGAUUCAAAGACGAUACAAUGCUGUGCGUGUAAACUCUAUGAAAGAAGCCAAGGACGCCAAGAAAAUGCUGGCAGGGACAUUACAGGAAGUCAAUAAAUCAGCUGGUACACGAAAAGUGAAAAUGGAAGUGUGAACUUCACAGAAUGUAAAAAUAAGUGUGAAAAGAGAACACUUUUUUUCAGUCAGCAUUGGAUAGAACUAACAUGGAACUAACAUUGAGAAAAUGUGAUCAAAUCAAGUUUUGUUUUCACAUUUAAUAUCUAGAUAUUUUUUUUCAGAAUGAAAUAUAUUUUUUACUGUGAUAUAAUUUUUGUUUCAUUUUGUUAAUCAUUAUUUGUAUAUUUGUUGUUGAUAGUGCCUUCAUAAUUACUUUUAAUUAAAACUGCUGAAUUUGAUGUAAAUUUUUUAUGAAACUGCUGAAAUUUUACAGAUUUAUCUAUACUGUACAUGUAUAUUUAUACAUUAAUUUUUGAUUUAUAUGAACAGAAAGUAAUGUAGAAGUGUAUUUAUCUGUCCAUACAGUGUUUUGCUGAAUGUAACAUAAAGAAAGUUAGGUUUUUAGAGCUGUUUAUUCGAUUUCAAUACAUUUGUAUAAUUUAUACUUUUACACAUUGUCGUGAAGUUUUAAUUCUUUCCAGAUCAUUUUAUGUUAUUUUACUCAUUUUGCAUUGAAUAUUAAAUUAAUAAUAAUUAGGAGAACAAGGCAAAUUCCAUUCAAAAUCAAUUUUGAUGACUUUCAGGAUUUCAAGCAUUUGUUAACAUCUAAACAGGCUUUAUUUACAUAGACCAAAGAUCAAAAGAAAUUAUAUAUUUCUUGAAUUGCACACAAGAUAAAACUAGUAUUAUGUGUAGGUAGGAUUUUCAAGUGUACAAUUCAUGAUUAGUAUUACAUUGAUUUACAUGUAUGUUUUACAAAGCCUUUCUGUAUUUGUUUUUUAUAUUGAAAGGUUGUACUUGACAUUAAAAUCAUUUCAGUCAA
Ruditapes philippinarum (Manila clam) is the source of this 3361-nucleotide messenger RNA. Its product is annotated as X-ray radiation resistance-associated protein 1-like. The record is from RefSeq and is a predicted model, not a curated record. Gene Ontology annotation, molecular function: protein binding. Lineage: Eukaryota; Metazoa; Mollusca; Bivalvia; Venerida; Veneridae. The transcript is spliced from 16 exons. The coding region runs from base 56 to 2515 and encodes 819 amino acids. Gene Ontology annotation, cellular component: nucleus.